AUGAGCAACAACAGCCUGAUUCCCUCCUAUUUUCAGUUCACUGUGUUUGCAGACUAUGGGCCCCUCAGAUAUCUUUUCUUCAGUCUCUCUCUGUUGAUCUAUGUGACUAUAAUCUCUGCUAAUCUUGUCAUUGUUCUGUCAGUCUGCCUGGAGACCUCUCUGCAUCAGCCCAUGUAUGUUUUCAUCUGCUCUCUGUGUUUAAACUCUCUGUACGGCUCGACCGGCUUCUUCCCCAGGUUCCUGAUGGACCUUCUGUCUGACACUCAUUUCAUCUCACAUCCACUCUGUUUCAUUGAGAUGUACAUUACCACCACAUAUGCAUCACAUGAAGUGACUCUCCUCACUGUCAUGGCCUAUGACAGGUUUGUUGCUAUUUGCCAGCCUUUACACUAUCACAGUAAAAUGACAUUUAGGACGGUGCUGCUGCUUUUGAUUCUCGCUGUGCUGCACCCUGUAUGGGUUUUGGGCUGCUUUUUCUAUCUGAUCAGCAGUUUGCCUUUGUGUGGAAACAAAAUGUACAGGGUUUAUUGUGCCAGCUUCUCUGUUGUGGAGCUCUCCUGUGUGGACACAACUGUGAUCCGUAUAUUAAGUACGUUUCUUGCUGUGAUAACAAUCUUGAUCCCCUUGAUCUUUGUCCUGUACACCUACCUGCGCAUUCUGCUUGUCUGCAGGAGAAGUUCAUCUGAAUUCAGAGGAAAGGCCUUACAGACCUGCCUGCCCCACAUAGUGACCUUUGGGAACUACUGCAUCUCUCUGUUCUGUGGACAGUAUAAGAUUGAUGAGGGAAAUACAUUUGUCAUCAUUGUUUUAUCUCUGGAAUUUCUGCUCAUUCCUCCCAUCAUUAACCCUCUGGUUUAUGGCCUGAAUCUGCCUCAGAUCAGAGGAGUGAUUUUUAGUUAUGUGAAGAUUCACUAA
Monopterus albus (swamp eel) is the source of this 915-nucleotide messenger RNA. RefSeq names its product olfactory receptor 6K3-like. Gene Ontology annotation, biological process: detection of chemical stimulus involved in sensory perception of smell; G protein-coupled receptor signaling pathway. Gene Ontology annotation, molecular function: olfactory receptor activity; G protein-coupled receptor activity; odorant binding. Bases 1 to 915 code for a protein of 304 amino acids. The record is from RefSeq and is a predicted model, not a curated record. NCBI's taxonomy places the organism in Eukaryota, Metazoa, Chordata, Actinopteri, Synbranchiformes, Synbranchidae. The transcript has a single exon. Gene Ontology annotation, cellular component: membrane.